CUUUCACUUUACUUUUACUUUCUUUAUUUUUUUUUACACAUACACACACACACACACAAUGACAAGUCAAGAUGACCGAGAUUUCAAAUUAGGCAACAUGCCCGAAGGCUUAAAUGUUGCUGCCUCAUUAGGAGCUCCUGAGCAUUUAAAUACAAGCUCACUUUCUUUAAAGCAAGAUGUCGAACAGUUUGGUCUUGCUGGUAAAAUUUGGCAAAGUGCUUAUACUUUACAAGCGUUAUUUGAUGUGGAGAUGCAACCACUGCUUGAACCAAAUCAUGUGAUUCCAGCCAACUAUUAUCAAAAGAACACAGACACCCAACCUUACAGGAUAUUAGAACUGGGUGCAGGUACGGGUUAUGUGGGUAUUGCACUUGCCAAUCUUUUACGUAAACCUUGUCAAGUGUAUAUUACGGAUUUGGCACAGGUUGUACCUUUAAUCCAGGAAAAUGUCAAGCUUCACGCUAUCGAGAGAGAGGACGCAGCCGAGAUUAUUGUGGAUCGAUUACAUUGGGGUAACUCGGAGGAUGCGACCCGAUUAUUAGCAGGAGGUCGAUUUGAUUUGGUCGUGGUGAGUGAUUGUGUGUAUUUCCCAGAAUUAUUCAGCAUGUUGUUGGAUACACUUUUGGAUGUGUGUGAUGAAUCCACGCGUGUAGUGAUUGGUUACAAGUGUCGGUCGCUGGAAAAAGAAGUUGGUUUUUGGCAAGAUUAUUUCGGGAGAUACUUUGAGUAUGAACCAAUUAGAAGAUUAGAGACCGUGCUUUAUGAUGAAGGAACAACCGAUGAAAGAGAGGUCAAGGAGAUUGCUGAUUUAUUGGGUGCUGAAGAACAGUUAUUUGUCUUUAUGGGUUCUAAAAGACUUCAUAAUCAGAUCAAAGCAGCAGAUGACACUUUUACUACUUUGUUAUUUUGUUCUAUGGGAUUCUAGCCCCUUUUUUUCGCUUGUACAACCGAGAAUUAGAAAAGGGUCUGUAUAGACCGUUAUUCCCAAUACCCUUUCAUAGACGAACAGACAUAAAAUAAAAAUCAGGAUAAAUAGAAAUUAGUUCAGAGACAAUCUCUUCUAUCGUGUAUAACAGUUCAUAGAAAAGGCCUUAUAGAGAAUGAAAUGAUUACCCAUCGAAAGAAGAAUCCAUCACCAAAUGAAUCAUCCAUAAUAGUAUGAUAGUUUGUGUGUCUCUCUUGACAGCAGUACAUCGAGCUGUAAUCAUAGGUCAUUUGGAGGACAGGUGUUUUUAUCUUGGAUGUUUGGAUCUCGUACUGUCAAAUGCUGGGACAGCUUCAUUGGCUGAAAAAUAUAAAGGCUCUCCUGAAAAAGUAGUUUUCAUGGUCGUACAAUCGGGCACUCAAAAGAUGAUGUGUUUGUUUGAGAGUGGAGCAACAGGCGU
Molecule: messenger RNA, 1385 nt
Organism: Mucor mucedo
Lineage: Eukaryota; Fungi; Mucoromycota; Mucoromycetes; Mucorales; Mucoraceae
Product: putative methyltransferase-domain-containing protein
Exons: 2
Coding region: 59-925 (288 amino acids)
Biological process (GO): peptidyl-lysine methylation
Cellular component (GO): cytoplasm
Molecular function (GO): protein-lysine N-methyltransferase activity
Source: RefSeq, a predicted model, not a curated record